AUGGCUGUUAAAAUAACUAAUAUUGUUAGAGGGGGCAAUCGUGCUUUGACUCACAGAAAGUUUCGUGAUUAUUUGGCCGAAGUGGAUGCUACAUAUGGGGACUUGUUACUUCACACCGAUGUUCGUUGGUUAAGCGCCGGAAAGUGUUUUCAACGAUUUGUCGCUCCACGCAAGGAAAUUCCUAUUUUCCUUAAAAAUGAAGUGAAGUCCGACAGUACGGAACUGGAAAAUCAAAUGGCAGAUGCACAAUUUUUAGCAGACCUUGCAUUUUUAACAGACAUGACAUCUCACCUUAACGAAUUGAAUUUGAAGCUACAAGGAAUACAUCAGAAUAUUGCCAACUUAUUUGGGCACAUAAAUGGUUGUAAAGAACAUUUCGAAGAAAUGAAGGAUUUUGAAGAAGUUUCAUAUUUACCUCUUAUAAGAUACAUAGACACAAUUGCGGAAGAAUUCAAAAAUCGAUUUAUUUUUACUCAGCCACUAACAAUUUCUGUUGAGAACGUAAGCAGAGCAAACCUUCAACUGGAAUUGUGUGACUUGCAAUCAGAUCCUUUUUACCAAGGAAGAACUGAAACUGGCUUGGACUUUUUUAAGUUACUGCCAGGAGAACGAUACCCCAACUUGCGAAACUUAGGACUUACAAUGGGAUCAAUGAUGGAAAGUAAGUUACAACUAACUGAAGCUGUACUUAUUGGAUAG
Molecule: messenger RNA, 699 nt
Organism: Acanthoscelides obtectus
Lineage: Eukaryota; Metazoa; Arthropoda; Insecta; Coleoptera; Chrysomelidae
Source: the annotation of a GenBank genome assembly